AAUGCCAGCAAUAAUUUACCUUGAACUGUCAAAGUACUAAUAUAUGUUGUUUUGCACACAAAGUUUGACCUCGCAGUGAGGUUACCGUGAUUGUUGGUAUCGGGUUUUUUUGUGCGACUAUACAAGUUACAGAAACAAACAACUUGCUGUAUAAAAAGAGGACCAUGAAUGCCGCUGUGCUGUUUGGUGUUCAAUGAGACAGCUAUGAGGGCCGACUUUUGUACUACAUGUACCACGAAGAGACAACAUCUGACGACUGACGCGAAAUCAGCAAUGGCCAUCCCACAAACUUGUCUCCGACGGUGGCAUUGGGUGAUCACGCUGGCAACAUUCACGCUGUAUUUCCUCGUUCUUGGACCGAUGUUCAAUUUCAGCAUAUUGUAUUUAAGUCUUCAGGGCGAAUUCAAGUCCGCUGCGGCAAUAACAGGUUGGUUGGGGUCUUUAUCGGCCGCCUUAGCCCGACUCUUCAGUCCCGUCACCGUUCUGCUCGAGCAGAGGCUAAGCAAGAGGGCAGUCACGCUGAUUGGGCUCGUGUUGUACUGCACAGGACUGUUGACGACGUCAUUCGUACCGGCCCUGGGCUACGCCUACAUAACGUACGGAGUCCUAUCGGGUGUUGGCGCCAAUCUCGCGCUUCAUUCAUCGCUUGAACUGUUGCUGGAAUGGUUUGCGAAAGGCAACUUUGCCCGUGCGAGUGCAAUCGCUUUGUUGGGAUCCACGGGCGGUUUGCUCGCCUUCAGCCCAUUACUGACAGUACUUAUAACUAACUAUGGGUGGCGCAAUGCACUGAGAGUUCUUAGCGGAGGGAUAUUCGUGGUGGGCGUCGCCGACGGAUUGCUUCUGACCGAUCCCCCGACUACAGAGAACAUCUUGCCGCGGCAAAAUAGAUCCGAGGACACGGAACAGAAUGAACACGAUAUGCAAAACGUACGGGAACGGGAACGGGAACGGGCCGACGAGAGUUGUGAACAGGAGAACGAGGGAAAGGAAAAGACUGAGCUAGAUGACGCCAUCGUGUCAAACCACGAGGGUUCAAAUACCAAGCACGAUUGGUGUGAAGUGUGGAGAAUGAUGCAAAGUCUGGAGUUAUGGUUGUGGUCUGUUGCCAAUUUCCUCACGUUUUUGGGAUGGACAUUUUUCGACAUCAAUUUUGCCAGUUACAUGGACGGCCUCAAUCUCCAUAGCAAUCAGAUCUCAUACGUCAUUAUGGGCUUCGCCGGUGGGGAAAUCGGCGGGAAACUGCUCAUUGCGUUGCUAGGAGGUCGUCUGCCGUUCAAGUAUCUGUAUGUCGUAGUCUCCUCGUGUCUUCUUGCAGCCGUUCCUCUGGGAUUGAUGACCAUUGUCAAAACGUUCGCUGCAAUAAUGCCGAUUGCAAUAGCAUCUGGUUUUCUGCGAUCGGGAGCGUAUGGAGUACUGUAUGCCGCGGGCGCAGAAUUGUUCUUGGAGAAGUAUGGACCAAGUACCGUCAUGGUUCUAACUUUGGUUCCACCGGGGUUCGGGAUCCUAGUCAGUGCUCCUUUAUCAGGUUCAUUGUUUGAUGUCACUGGGAGCUAUUUCGCCAGUCUUCUCGUCAUCGCCGCCAUCUUUGUUUGCACUUCGGCGGCAUUUCUGUUCAUUCCAGUGCGGAGAAAGAUUCGGUCAGGUGGUUCAUGUUGCUCAUCCGCAUCACUUGAUUAGCAACAUGAGUUACAAUAUCCUGAGGGUCAAUGCAAUCAGGUGACAAUGUAAGCUGAACAUUAUAGUAUGUCAGAAAACUAAAUUCAAAGGCAAGGAAGCGAAGCCACUGCACAGGAUUUGUUUUCCCAAAAUAUUUUAUUCAAUCUUUCACAAUUAUUAGUCGUCAUAUAAGUAGCUCUGCUUAUUUAAUUUCACGUUGAGAUGGAUAUAAAUAAAACCUGUUUGCAUUCCAUGUCAAUUUCAUGAACAGCGCCCCCUAGAAUAUCGUGAUGCCUGCCCCCCCCCUCCCAUU
This is a messenger RNA of Patiria miniata (bat star), 1969 nucleotides long. Its product is annotated as monocarboxylate transporter 13-like. Gene Ontology annotation, molecular function: transmembrane transporter activity. Gene Ontology annotation, biological process: transmembrane transport. The record is from RefSeq and is a predicted model, not a curated record. The transcript has 6 exons. NCBI's taxonomy places the organism in Eukaryota, Metazoa, Echinodermata, Asteroidea, Valvatida, Asterinidae. The coding region runs from base 169 to 1677 and encodes 502 amino acids.